This is a messenger RNA of Ilex paraguariensis (yerba mate), 360 nucleotides long. Lineage: Eukaryota; Viridiplantae; Streptophyta; Magnoliopsida; Aquifoliales; Aquifoliaceae. The record is from the annotation of a GenBank genome assembly.
UGGAUUCAAAUCGUGAGAAAUCCCAACAGACCUACUGGGACAGGUGGAAUUCUCUGUAAUAACACAAGAAGGCUUGUGGUGGGCUUUUAUGAGAAAAAAAUUGGGAUAACUAUGAGCUUAGCUACUGAAUUGUGGACUUUGAGAAGGGGGCUAAGUAUUGCAAGACAGCAUGGAAUACAAAGGUUGGAAAUGACUGUUGGCGAUGUUGGGGCAAUUUCAGGAGACCAAUUUGCUGAAGCAGGAAAUGACGGAAACCAACAGAAGUGCUGGCAAGGAAAGGUGUCCAGACUAAAGAAGGAUGCCGUGUUUUUGUCAAUGCUAUUGAUCGUAUUAAAGAACAACUUAAUGCUGAUGCUAUAA